AUGGUUCUUUCAGCUCCACUCGCACUUGUGGCGUUGACAGUCGCCACGAACUUCGUCUCGGGCACCACGACGGCGCAAACCCAGCUGGUCACCUACCUCAAGAGGGGUUCGAAUCUGACCCGGGCCGAGUUCUGGGACUACUGGCAGACACAGCACGCACCAAAAGUGGCCCCUCUAGCUGCACAUCUUGGUAUCACCCGUUACCAACAGAUAUUGCGUCUCGUCGGAGCUAAGCCGAAGCAGAUUCAAGUAAGCGGACAAAUCUUGCCAACCUUGGUCGGGCAAGAUGCACCGUCUUCAAACGUGCCCGUCGAGUUUGAUGGUAUUGCCAUGCUGCUGUAUCCGUCGGUUGAGGUCAUCCAUGCGUUUGUCACCCACCCGUAUUACGUCGAUGUGGUUGAACCGGACGAACACAGCUUUAUGGACAAGUCUGCGUUCGGGGCGGGAAUGGUUGCGACGUUCAGAGGAUCCCAUGUCGAGGUGGUUGAUGACAACAAGUAUGUCUGGGCCGGUGAUCAGGCGACGCGGCAUAAAUACCAGGAGCUUUUCGAGACGUACCUGUAG
Molecule: messenger RNA, 564 nt
Organism: Colletotrichum spaethianum
Lineage: Eukaryota; Fungi; Ascomycota; Sordariomycetes; Glomerellales; Glomerellaceae
Exons: 2
Coding region: 1-564 (187 amino acids)
Molecular function (GO): oxidoreductase activity
Source: RefSeq, a predicted model, not a curated record